This is a messenger RNA of Macrobrachium nipponense, 1323 nucleotides long. Its product is annotated as histone-lysine N-methyltransferase, H3 lysine-79 specific-like. The record is from RefSeq and is a predicted model, not a curated record. Gene Ontology annotation, biological process: regulation of DNA-templated transcription. Gene Ontology annotation, molecular function: DNA-binding transcription factor activity. The transcript has 6 exons. The coding region runs from base 1 to 1323 and encodes 440 amino acids. Lineage: Eukaryota; Metazoa; Arthropoda; Malacostraca; Decapoda; Palaemonidae.
AUGACUGACAGCCGCCGGCCCUUCGCCCGGUCUUCCAUUACGUAUAUAGAAGAAGAAGAAGAAGAAGAAGAAGAAGAAGAAGAAGAAGAAGAAGAAGAAGAAGAAGAAGAAGAAGAGGAGGAGGAGGAGGAGGAGGAGGAGGAGGAAUUAUGGUUCGAGCUCAAACAGAAGGGAAUGGGAAGAAGAAGAAAAAGAAGAAGAAGCAGAAGAAGAAAUAGAAGAAGAAAAAGAGGAAGAAGCAGAAGAAGAAGAAGAAGAAAAAGGAGAAGAAGAAGAAGAAGAAGAAGAGGAAGAGGAGUAGGAAUCAGGAUUCAAGCUAAAGCAGAAGAAGAAGAAGAAGAAGAGGAGGGGAAGGAAAAAGAAGAAGAAGAGGAGGAGGAGGAGGAGGAAUUAGGGUUCGAGCUCAAACAGAAGGGAAGAAGAAGAAGAAGAAGAAGAAGAAGAAGAAGAAGAAGAGGAGGAGGAGGAGGAGGAGGAAUCAGAGUUCAAGCUAAAGCAGACAGGAAUGGGAAGAAGAAGAAGAAGAAGAAGAAGAAGAAGAAGAAGAAGAAGAAGAGGAGGAGGAGGAGGAGGAGGAGGAGGAGGAGGAGGAGGAGGAGGAGGAGGUGGAAUCAGGAGUCGAUCAAGCGGCCAUACUUCAGCCUCCCGGGAGAACUAGGAAUGUUUAUGACUGCUCCUUUCUUCUUCUUCUUCUUCUUCUUUAUUCAUCAGGUCAUAACUGUACCUCAGAUCGAGGCAAGUCCGGCCCAAUUUGAAAGCACCAAGAUCUCUCACCUGUACGCCUCGAAUCCUCUCACCUGGAAGUCUCGAGUCCUUUCUCCUGUAAGUCUCGAGUCCUCUCACCUGUACGUCUUGAGAUCUCUCACCUGUACGCCUCGAAUCCUCUCAAUUGUACGUCUCGAGUCCUUUCACCUCCGCAGCGAAGACUAUAUUGGGUCACAACCAAACAAUCCCACAGCAACACAAAACGACCAGAGACGUAACAACAACAGCAAGAACAACACAAGGGGUUAUUCGACGCCAUUAUGCGUGACAGAGGAAUUCCAGGUAUUUGCCAGGGCUUUUCUACACCAACAACCAGAACAACAACAGCAAGAACAAGAACGUCAGCCAGAACCUCAACAACAACAAGAACAACAACAGCAAGAACAACAUCAACAAGAACUCAACAACAACAAGAAUAACAACAGCAAGAACAACAACACCAACAAGAACUCAACAACAAGAACAACAGCAAGAACAGUAACAUCAACAGGAACUUCAACAACAACAAGAACAACAGCAAGAACAACAUCAUCAGCAAGAACGCAAAAACAACAAUAA